AUGACAGCCCAUAUAUCAGCGCUACGUUAGCUGUUCUCAGAGCGCUGUGUUAACGCUGUUUUUAUCGUACCGCUAGCGACGUGUUAGCCAGCUAGGUAGGCUAACACAGCUAGCUGCCCUGCUCGUAAGCUGACUCAGUCAGACAGCAGCAGGAUUUGGUCGGGAGGUGUGUGUGCACUGUCCGUCUCCUGCUUCGUUUGAGUCGACGGCACACUUGACAACACAUGACAAACUAUUGUCCAGAUUAUGAACGGUGAAAGAUCCAGACCGGACUCCCCCCUGUACGGGUGAUGGCAGCACGUCUGCAGUCAUAUGACAGUAACUCCAGUGACACCGAAAACUGGGAACGAAACGCAACAAGCCGACCUCGCAAACUCUGCAAGCACUCGAGCAGCAGCCAGGCCCGAACAUCUCGACUGGAGGCCGAACAGAGGAAGAUGAGCCUGCAUGGUGCCAGUGGAGGCUGUGACCGCUCACGUGACCGCCGCCGCUCCAGCGAUCGCUCCAGGGACUCCUCACAUGAGAGAGAAGGCCAGCUCACCCCCUGCAUUCGCAACGUCACCUCACCCACCCGCCAACACAACAGCGACCGUGAUCGAGAUGGUGCCCCGUCUUCGAGGCCCAGUAGUCCACGGCCUCAGAGAGUGUCUCCUAGCGGCUCCAGCAGCAGCGGGGUGGUGAGCAGUCGCAACAGCAGUCUGUCCAGCACUGAAGGCACCUUCAAAGGCUUAGGAGUUGGAGAAAUGGUCUUUGUCUACGAGAAUCCCAAGGAAGGAGGAGCGACUGCCACUGUGGGAAACCGAAACAUGAGGACCUCAGAAAGAGUUACUCUGAUUGUUGACAACACGCGCUUCGUAGUAGAUCCUUCCAUCUUCACUGCACAACCCAAUACCAUGCUGGGCAGAAUGUUUGGAUCUGGAAGAGAACAUAAUUUCACACGGCCCAACGAGAAGGGAGAGUACGAGGUGGCAGAGGGCAUUAGCUCCACAGUUUUCCGAGCAAUUCUGGAUUACUAUAAAUCUGGGAUAAUCCGCUGUCCUGAUGGAAUCUCCAUCCCUGAGUUACGGGAGGCGUGUGACUAUCUAUGCAUCUCCUUCGACUACAGCACCAUCAAAUGCAGAGACCUUAGUGCCCUGAUGCAUGAGCUGUCCAAUGAUGGAGCUCGGCGACAAUUUGAGUUUUACUUGGAGGAAAUGGUUCUGCCUUUGAUGGUGGCCAGUGCCCAGAGUGGAGAGAGGGAAUGUCACAUUGUAGUCCUUACCGAUGAUGAUGUGGUCGACUGGGAUGAAGAAUAUCCACCACAAAUGGGAGAAGAGUAUUCGCAAAUCAUCUACAGCACAAAACUGUAUAGAUUUUUCAAGUAUAUCGAGAACCGAGAUGUUGCCAAAUCAGUUUUAAAGGAGAGAGGAUUGAAGAAAAUCAGACUGGGAAUUGAAGGCUACCCUACAUACAAAGAGAAGGUGAAAAAACGACCAGGUGGCCGUCCAGAGGUCAUUUACAACUACGUCCAGAGGCCCUUCAUCCGCAUGUCCUGGGAAAAAGAAGAGGGUAAAAGUCGCCAUGUGGAUUUCCAGUGCGUCAAGUCCAAGUCCAUCACUAACCUGGCAGCAGCAGCAGCAGACAUCCCCCAGGACCAGCUGGUGGUGAUGCACCCUGGCCCCCAAGUGGAUGAACUGGACAUCCUGCCUAAUCACCCACCUAGUGGGAAUCACUACAGCAACAACUACAGCAACGAGCCUGACCCUGAUGCACCAUCACCUGCUGUCUGAGGAUACACUGAUCCUCUUUCAAUGCCUCUGCCCCUCUCUUACUCCUCUAGCCCUAUUCCCAGCAUGCUGCAGCAUGGAGCGCCAGGGGCACCAUAACCAUAUUGCCUUGACACCUCCUUUGCAGCCUUAGAGCCUCAAGAACCUGGUUGACUGUAGAGAAAGGAACGUGAGGGACAUAAGACUGGUGAAAAGAAGUGUUCACUAUUGUUUUCAUUUUGUUUUUUACUUGACCAAAGGAAUUUAUUUUUCUGUUCGGGGGGGAUCAGUAAAACACUUAUUAUUAACAUUAUUAUUUACAAUGUUAUCGUACCUUAAUUUGAUGGUUUGGCCGAGCACUCUUAUAGUGUUACUGUUUUCUCACAGGAUUUAUUUCACUGAUAAGUUUGAUUUUGAUUCUCUUGGGUGGCCUAACUACUAAACGUGCUUUGGGGUGGGGGGGGAUACAAAACUUGACGUUCUGGUCAUGGAGAAAAUCAGUCAUCACCACUUAGUGUCAUGAUCUCCAGUUGAACUUCUCUCAGAUGUCUUCGAAUCUUGUAAUUGGGUAUGUAGUCAUUGGCUGGAUCUGAUAUGUGAUGUUAUGCUCCUCCCGCUGCCAAGAUAUUAAGCAGAGCACAGGCUGUUGUGGUAAGAAUCUUUUUGUGCAAAGCUUGAAAUUGUUGUUUAAAAAUAAAACGUAAAAUCAUCAAAUAAAGACAUCAAAAUAA
This is a messenger RNA of Larimichthys crocea (large yellow croaker), 2476 nucleotides long. It is a transcript of the gene btbd10b, whose product is annotated as BTB (POZ) domain containing 10b. The record is from RefSeq and is a predicted model, not a curated record. Lineage: Eukaryota; Metazoa; Chordata; Actinopteri; Sciaenidae. Bases 291 to 1769 code for a protein of 492 amino acids. Gene Ontology annotation, biological process: positive regulation of phosphorylation. Gene Ontology annotation, molecular function: protein binding. The transcript is spliced from 9 exons. Gene Ontology annotation, cellular component: cytoplasm.